This is a messenger RNA of Chaetura pelagica (chimney swift), 648 nucleotides long. RefSeq names its product sodium channel, voltage-gated, type II, beta subunit (gene SCN2B). Bases 1 to 648 code for a protein of 215 amino acids. The transcript has 4 exons. The record is from RefSeq and is a predicted model, not a curated record. Gene Ontology annotation, cellular component: membrane. Lineage: Eukaryota; Metazoa; Chordata; Aves; Apodiformes; Apodidae.
AUGAGCCUGGAAGCCUGGCUCCCGCAGCCCAGCCUGCUCCUCACGGGCCUCAGCUUGCUCCUCUCGCUGGCGCCCACAGGACUGGGCAUGGAGGUCAUGGCUCCUGCCACCAUCAAUGCCCUGAAUGGCUCCUCUGUGAAGCUCUCCUGCACCUUCAACUCCUGCUACAAGGUGGAAAACAAGCAGUUCUCCCUCAACUGGACGUAUCAGGAGUGCAAGAACUGCUCUGAGGAGCUGUUCUUGCAGUUCCGGAUGAAGAUCGUGGACAAACACCUGGACCGCUUUGGGAACCGGGUGGAGUUCACCGGGAACCCCACCAAGUACGACGUGUCCUUCACCCUCAACAACGUGCAGCUGGAGGACGAGGGCACCUACAACUGCUAUGUCCUGAACCCCCCGGACCGGCAGCGGGGCCAUGCCAGCAUCAGCCUGAAGGUGCUCACCAAAGAGCCCCCCAAGCACGACUCCACAGUGGCUGUCAUCGUGGGCGCCUCUGUUGGUGGCUUCUUGGCCGUGGUGAUCCUGGUGCUGAUGGUGGUGAAAUGUGUGCGCCGGAAAAAGCAGCAGAGGCUGAACACGGACGACCAGAAGACGGAGGAGGAAGGGAAGACAGAUGGUGAAGGCAACCCGGAUGAGGGCACCAAGUAA